AAUCCACCAACACGUCGGAGCUGCGCAUCUGCCGCAUGAACAAGGAGAGCGGCCCGUGCACGGGCGGCGAGGAGCUCUACCUGCUCUGCGACAAGGUGCAGAAAGAGGACAUCGCCGUGGUGUUCCGCAAGGAGGCGUGGGAGGCGCGCGCCGACUUCUCGCAGGCCGACGUGCACCGGCAGGUCGCCAUCGUGCUGAAGACGCCGCCGUACCAGCAGCUGGAGCUGGCCGAGCCCGUGGAGGUGGAGGUGUUCCUGCAGCGCCUCACGGACAGCGUGUGCAGCGAGGCCUGCCGCUUCACCUACCUGCCGCCGACAGCCCAGACGCCGCAGCCCACGUCCCGCAUCCGCAUCCCGGAUCGUGGAUCCGCAUCCCGGACCCGCAUCCUGGAUCCCGUAGCCCAGACCCGUAUCCUGGAUCCUCAUCCUGGAUCCCACAUCCUGGAGCCCGCACCCCAGAUCCUGGAUCCGCAUCCUGGAUCCCACAUCCCACCUCCUUCCUCCCAUAUCCCGCCUCCUGCUUCCCAUAUCCCACCACCUUCCUCCCGUAUCCCACCUCCCAAUUCCUGCAAUUCCGCCCAAAAAAAGUAA
Messenger RNA from Nothoprocta perdicaria, 590 nucleotides. RefSeq names its product transcription factor RelB homolog. Gene Ontology annotation, cellular component: cytoplasm. NCBI's taxonomy places the organism in Eukaryota, Metazoa, Chordata, Aves, Tinamiformes, Tinamidae. The transcript is spliced from 4 exons. Gene Ontology annotation, molecular function: RNA polymerase II cis-regulatory region sequence-specific DNA binding; DNA-binding transcription factor activity, RNA polymerase II-specific. Gene Ontology annotation, biological process: response to cytokine; canonical NF-kappaB signal transduction; non-canonical NF-kappaB signal transduction. The record is from RefSeq and is a predicted model, not a curated record. The annotation marks the transcript as partial.